AUGAAGCGAGCAGAACAAUACGCCGCCAUUCCCAUUGAAUGGCGUAUCGACCAAGUUGUUCCUCCACCCAAAGACACGGACGCUUUCCUCCGUUUUUCUGGACUUUUGACAGCGGAAGAGCUUGCUUGUACGGAAAUUGAGGAUGUUCGAGUCUUGCUCGAGCAGAUCGCAACUCGAAAAUUGAGCGCUGUUCAAAUCCUCAAGGCAUUCGCGAAGCGAGCUGCCAUAGCCCAGCAGCUGGUGGGAUGUUGCACGGAGCUCAUGUUUGCAGAGGCACUCGAACGAGCCAGGGCCCUAGAUGACCAUCUGGAGCGGACAGGCUCGGUAGUUGGGCCUUUGCAUGGACUCCCGGUAUCCCUCAAGGACAUAUUUGAUGUCAAAGGAGUCGACUCUACCAUCGGCUGGGUCGGACUCAUCGGGAAGCCAGCAAAAUCAAACAGCGUCUUAACAGACGUUCUCAUCGCUCAAGGCGCUGUGCCUUUUGUCAAGACGAAUGUUGCGCAGGCUCUCAUGCUUUCGGACUCAUACAAUCAUGUUUUCAAGCAAUCUUUGAACUCUCUCAACCGCGAGCUGAUCUCUGGUGGCAGCUCGGGUGGUGAAGCGGCACUCGUAGGUUGUCAUGGUAGCCUGGUCGGGGUCGGGACAGACACCGGCGGCUCCAUACGUAUUCCGGCAGUUCUGCAAGGAUUGUACGGAUUAAAACCGACUGUUGGGCGACUACCGUUCGACGAGUCGAGGCAACCGUGGCGACAGGAUCCGACUUUGCUGCCCAUUCCGUGGCGCAAGGAGUUCGCGGCCAAGCCUGACAAGCCACUAAAGAUCGGAUAUUAUAUCAAUGAUAACAUUGUCCGUGUACAGCCGCCUAUUGAAAAGGCGGUACGGGCUGUUGUUGAUAGCCUCACAGCUGCAGGGCAUACUUUGAUCGAAUGGGAUCCCACCUCGCAUGCUGAAGCUUGCAAGGAUUGGGUAACCGCCACAUUCGCUGAUGGUGGUGAAUUCCACAGGAAGCUGAGUGAGGCCAGCGGAGAGCCACUAGUGAAAGGACUUCUUGUUGGAACCGAGAAAGACAUACUCCCAGUUGCAGAGUCUCGUGAUCUGGCUGCCAAAAAGCUCAGAUAUGAGAAAGACUACCUCAAGCGCUGGAAUGACGCAGGUAUUGACGCCCUCAUUACCCCGGUGGCACCCUGGGUUGGGAAGAGACCCAGAGUGUGGGCCGGGUCAAAGCCUCACGUCGGGUACACAUCGCACUGGAACUGGCUUGAUUAUGCAGCCUUGACGAUCCCCGUCAUGCGAGCUGAAAGCAGUAGUGCCUCGAGCCAGCAGUGGUCAGAUCAUGUCCCAUGGAAUGAGAGUGACGAGAUGAACUAUCAGCUGUAUGAUUUUGAUCUGAUUCGCGGCAUGCCGGUUGUUGUGCAGAUUAUUGGAGGAAAGUAUGGCGAGGAAAAGUGUGUCUCGGUCGCCAAAGUCGUGAAGGAUGUUCUGGAGGUGAAAUGA
This is a messenger RNA of Colletotrichum phormii, 1494 nucleotides long. RefSeq names its product amidase signature domain-containing protein. Lineage: Eukaryota; Fungi; Ascomycota; Sordariomycetes; Glomerellales; Glomerellaceae. The transcript has 8 exons. The record is from RefSeq and is a predicted model, not a curated record. The coding region runs from base 1 to 1494 and encodes 497 amino acids.